CCCAGUUGGAAUUGUUCCAUUGUUGUCAUGGCACUCUGUUAUCAGAGGAAAUCCACAAAGUGCGGGGUUGCCCUGAUUCAGGUGAAACAAAAAGGUUAUGGAAGCCAUGCUCAUUGGAAUUGGACCAGAAAGUUUGUUUCUUGAUAGGUCGAGGGUCUCCAACCACUGCAAGUUUCCAAUUUUUCUGGUAUAUUUCCCCCCAAAUUAUUACUGGACAAAUUCAGGGUUCCUAGUUUCAGAAGGCUUGUUAGUUCGAUAGGAAUCUCCCCUGAUAAGCUAUUAUUGGACAGAACCAGACUAUUCACAGGGUAGAGAAUGUUAUAGUAUUCCAGUGCUCUUCCUUUAGUAACAAGUUUCAAGCAUCCAUCGUAUUGUGCUAUAUCUGUAUAUCAUCAUCUGAAAGUUCAGAUUUGAAGCCACUCAAGCUCCCAAAACAGGAAGGAAUGAAUCCUGGCACAUGGUUGUGUGAGAGGUCCAGUAUGUGAAGCGUGGAAAGGGCACAGAUUUCUGAAGGAAUAUUACCGCUGAAGAAGUUGGACCACAAGGCUAAAAUCAAGAGGGAUGGAAUGCUUUCUUCUAUCCGGGAUGGAAUGUUUCCAGAAAAUUUGUUAUCACCAAGAUCAAGGAUUUCCAAGGCACUGCAGUUUUGCAGCUGGGAAGGAAGUUCACCAGAGUGAUUGUUGUUGGAUAGCACCAAGAAUCUGAGUGCCGUGAGGGAAACCAUUGAUCUUGGUAUUAUACCUGAGAGGCUGUUGUUUGACAUACCUGCAAUAUACAGGGAAGACAUCUCAUUCCAGAUCUGAGGAAUUUCUCCAGAUAAAUUAUUUUUGGAGAUAACCAAGGUGAUCAUCAAAGCCUUUAGAUUACCUAUAGACAAGGGAAUGCUGCCAUUCAGAGAGUUCCAAGAGAUAUCCAAAUCUGUCAGAAUGGGUAUUACUUCACCAAUGUUUUGAGGAAUUGGUCCAGAAAACAAAUUACUCCUCAAAUACAGUGUACUCACAUUAAAAUACUGUUGAUACCAAGUCAACUGAUGAUGGAUUCCUCCCUCUGAGGUAGCAAUGAAAGCUCCCGUUCAGAUGCUAGAAUUUGGACUUCCUGCUUCCCUACACAAAGAUGUUCGGACGGGUUGUUCGGGCACACCCUCCGAAGCCCAAGUCAGAUGCUAGGAAGAAUGGAAACCUUUAGAGAGAGAAUGGAAACCCUUAGAGAGAGAGAUCAUAGAACUCACAGUGUCCUCUCCUUCUGUUCUAUUACAGUAGGGUUUUUAUAGUGUUCAAAGGUGGAGAGGGGCUCAAUAGUGCUGAGAUGGUCAUUGUAGUGAUGAUUGUGCAGUAGUGACAAGACAAUCAUCAUAUUUAUAGGACGGUUGGGGCUGUGUUAGACGACGCGUCAUGACAUAGCUUGUAGUCUUUUCAACCUUGCUGGUGACUUGAGACUUGUUGUGCCUGUCUACUGAAGUAGACGUGAGGAUGGGAAGGGUCUUAUCAGUCAAUCUGGUGUCAGCUAACCAGGGCUUGCAUAUCAGAGAAGAUUUGAGGCUAUCGGGGGGAUGCGGGCCGCUCAGUGGCGCAAAUGGUCUAGACAGAACCCGGGUGCCUUGAAGGUUGUUUGAAUAGUGAUGAAGAACUGUCACAUGCCCUAACUGGGAUAAUGCCACGUGGACAGACGCAUGGAUGUACUCGUGGGUGGACACGUGGGAUAAGGCCCCCACAAAUACCAGAGUGGGAGAGGACCAUCAAAGAGGUUUGAGCUCAAAUCAACAUUGGAUAGGUAGUUGAACACUAGUGAGUUUGGAACUUUGCCUCUUAAUUGAUUAUAAGCAAUGUCGAGUUCACUGAGCUGCAUUAUUCAGCACCAUAGUGGUCAACUCAUUUUGAGUUCUGAGCCAGCUAGGAAAUUUGGGACCUUGGCAAGAUCUAAGGUUAAUGUAUGUGAGUUUGAAAGGAGAAGCCCAGUUAGAGAUGUUGAAAACUAAAGAAACAUUUGGAGAACUUUUAGUAAUCGACAGCUGCUUUAGGUUUGAGAGGUUGGCAAAGUGAGCUUCUGUUAUGACACCUUCCCAUGAAUUCUCAUUAAGCUCCAGCAUGACCAGCGAUGAGAGUUGUCCAAUGCUGUCUGGGAUGAUCCCACCCAUUUGAUUCUGAGAGAGGUACAAUACCUGUAAAGAGGAUAAGCUCCCAAUUGAUUCUGGAAUUGAACUGCAAAAUGAAUUAGACAGUAAUUGAAGAUAUCUUAAAUUCUUAAGAUGCCCCAAUGAAUCUUGCAGGUUUCCAGUCAGUUUAUUGUAUCCCAAAUCCAGAUUCUCUAAGGUGCUGUAAGAGCAUGCAGAUAAGCCAUUGAGGAACUCAGUUAUCUCACCAGAAAGUUUGUUAACAGAGAAUCAAUGUCCGCAAAUUGCACAAAUUUCCCAGUGUUCUUGGAAACUCUCCUUCAAUGUUCGAAUUCUUGGACAAAUCAAGUAGCUGGAGAGAAGUAAAGUUCUGGAAUGCAUCUGGAAGUCCACCUUGGAGGUUGUUGGAGUUGAGAUCAAGGUGCACAAGGCUACUGAGAUUAAAUAACCAGUGAGGAAUGGUGGAGUCAAACCCUUGAGAGAUCAAGAAGGGAAAGAGAAGUAAAAUUGAGAAAUGGAAGAGAAAGGGACAGGUUGGAAAGUUGACAGUUGGGCAAGUGCAACUCCAAAAGAGAAGGUAAAGUAUCUGGAGCCAGUAGCCUGCAGCCUUGCUGAGAUCAAUACGUCCCAAGUUAAGGUACUUCAAAGAAGAAAGGCCUGACAGCCAUUCCAGGCCAUUCUUGUUUGGUUCGAUAGUGUGUUGAGAUCAAGGUAGUGCAAGUUUGAGAGGUUUGCAAUAGAUGGAGAGAUCAUACCACCAAAGGAUGCUCCAGAGAGAUUGAGAUAUCUCAACUUCCCAAGUGAUCCAACGAAUUUUGGAAUUUCCAUUCCUUCAAAAUUAUUCAUGCUGAUGUCUAGAUAAUUCAGAUAUUUCAAAUGGAGCAAAGAAGGAUUGAUCUCACCACCCAACUCGCUAACUGUUCCAUCGCCCUCCAAACUGUUUGGGAAUGGGUUGCCAAGUUUGAGCUUGAUGAUGCUUCCAGUCCUGUUAUAGCAGCUAACUCCUCUCCAUUUACUAUAAUCUUCUCUGACCCAAGAUGACAUCCAACCUCAAGAAUCCGUGAAGCCUUGUUUGAACUUGAGAAGUGCUUCCUUCUCAACUUCUAGGCAAUCCAUGUUCUGAUUGGCAUCACAUGAGCUGAGUUUAAUUGUUCCUUGGGACAAAUAGUAGGAGUGAGAGAAAUUGAGUAAUGACAUUGCACAUGAUUAUGUUAUGAUCAAAGUGUAAGAGGAAGAGAGUUUCUCUUCUAUCCAACAGAAGGCUGAAUUAGUCUACUUACAGAACAAAUUAGGUGCUUGAGGGGAAGAUUUAGUUGGUUGAUGUGGUUAGGACAUUUGACCCCACAUGAUAUUGAAAUGCUUUGCCCUUUUUGAGACGCUAGAAUGUGAACAUUUUUUAUAGGUUAUGAUGUGAACAUUAGAAACUCUGUUAGGAAGUGUGACAAUACCUUGUUCCAAAAGGAGGAGUAACUUUGUGAUAUCCUCACCAGCUACUAUUCUACCGAACUUGAGAACUCUGUUCCCAUUUGACAUUAUCCUGACUGCUAUAGCCUAAAUUUUUACUCAGUGAUAGUGUUAGCUUCUCUAUACGCAUUAUGAGUUGUGAUCUUGUCAACUGACAAACUACGACAGCCAGACUCCUGGUGGGGGUUGUUAGAGCCACAAUAGUAAAACUGAAUGGAGUAGGGAAUUUGAGCUGUUGAAGCGUUCCUGUCCUUAAUGAAAAUGUCUUGCCUUCUUUGUUUUGUAGUGUGGCCUCUUUGACACGCUAAUGUAACACUUGCUUUAAUAGGUCCAGAUGUGGACAUCAAAACUUUACUAGAACGUGUGACAAUGCCAAAGCUUUGGGGUAAUUGCAUUUGUUCUUAUGUAUAGAGCUUCACGGUAUACUACUUCAGCAACUCGCAUAGAAACAUGGCUACUACCAAUGCCUGUCUUCAACUUCUUUUUCUUGUCAUUAUGUCCUCGGGGUUUCUUUUCCAUGAAACCCUUAAACCAGGCUGCUGCCAUGGUGAUCACCAUAGGGCAGCCUCCAUUGACACUGAGAGGGUAGCUCUUCUCAAGUUCAAACAAGGCCUUACAGAUCCUUCUCAUCGACUCUCAUCUUGGGUAGGGGAAGACUGCUGCAAGUGGAGAGGCGUCGUCUGCAACAACAGGAGUGGACAUGUCAUCAAACUCAAUCUGCGUAGUCUUGAUGAUGAUGGAACAGAUGGCAAGUUGGGCGGUGAGAUAAGUCUUUCUUUGCUUGAUCUGAAAUAUCUGAAUCACUUAGACCUGAGCAUGAAUAAUUUUGAAGGGACUGGAAUCCCAAGGUUUAUUGGUUCACUGGAAAGGUUGAGAUAUCUCAAUCUCUCCUGUGCCUCCUUCAGUGGACCAAUUCCUCCACAACUUGGAAAUCUUUCCAGGUUAAUCUACCUUGACCUCAAGGAAUACUUUGAUUUCAACAGAUACCCUGAUGAGUCCAGCCAGAAUAAUCUUCAGUGGAUAUCUGGUCUUUCUUCUUUAAGACACGUUAAUUUAGAAGGAGUCAAUCUAAGUAGAGCUUCUGCUUAUUGGCUUCAUGCUGUUAGCAAGCUUCCUUCUCUUUCAGAGUUGCAUCUAUCUAGUUGUGGACUUUCUGUCCUCCCUCGUUCUCUCCCAUCUUCCAAUCUUACAUCCCUUUCAAUACUUGUUCUCUCCAACAAUGGUUUCAACUCCACAAUACCCCACUGGUUAUUCCAGCUGAGGAAUCUUGUGCACCUUGAUCUCAGCUUUAACAAUCUUCGAGGCUCAAUUUUAGAUGCAUUUGCAAACAGGACUUGUCUUGAAAGUUUAAGAAAGAUGGGUAGCCUCUGCAACUUGAAAACACUGAUCCUUUCUGAGAACGAUUUGAAUGGGGAAAUAACUGAAAUGAUAGAUGUUUUAUCUGGGUGCAACAAGUGUAGUUUAGAGAACCUGAAUCUGGGAUUGAAUGAACUGGGUGGUUUUCUUCCUUAUUCACUAGGAAACCUGGACAACUUGCAGUCUCUUCUGCUUUGGGAGAACUCGUUUGUAGGCUCAAUUCCGAAUUCAAUAGGAAACUUGUCGAAUUUGGAAGAGCUAUACCUCUCUAAUAAUCAAAUGAGUGGGACCAUUCCAGAAACACUUGGACAACUUAAUGAGUUGGCUGCGUUAGAUAUCUCUGAGAAUCCAUGGGAAGGUGUUCUAACAGAAGCCCAUUUGUCAAAUCUCACAAACUUAAAGGAGUUGUCCAUCGCUAAAUUUUCGUUACUUCCAGACCUAACAUUGGUUAUCAAUAUCAGUUCUGAGUGGAUUCCCCCUUUUAAGCUCCAAUACCUUAAUCUGAGAUCAUGCCAAGUGGGUCCUAAAUUUCCAGUUUGGCUCAGAAACCAAAAUGAGCUUAACACUCUAAUACUCAGGAAUGCUCGAAUUUCAGACACCAUACCAGAGUGGUUUUGGAAGUUAGACUUGGAAUUGGAUCAACUGGACUUGGGCUAUAAUCAAUUAAGUGGCAGAACUCCAAACUCAUUAAAGUUCACUCUUCAAUCCUCGGUUUGUUUGAUGUGGAACCAUUUCAAUGGUUCUCUGCCCCUUUGGUCAUCAAAUGUGAGUAGCCUACUUUUGAGAAAUAAUUCAUUUUCUGGACCAAUCCCUCGGGAUAUCGGGGAAAGAAUGCCCAUGCUGACAGAGUUAGAUCUCUCUCAUAACUCUCUAAGUGGAACCCUUCCCGAGUCCAUUGGUGAACUAAUUGGUUUAGUGACUCUGGAAAUCUCAAACAAUAGUUUGACUGGAGAAAUCCCUGCAUUGUGGAAUGGUGUUCCCAAUUUGGUGGCGCAUGUAGACCUGUCAAACAACAACUUAUCUGGCGAGCUGCCAACUUCUGUGGGUUCUCUGUCCUACCUUAUGUUUUUAAUGCUCAGCAACAAUCAUCUUUCUGGGGAACUUCCUUCUGCCUUGCAGAAUUGCACAAACAUCCGUACUCUUGAUCUCGGAGGCAACAGAUUUUCAGGAAAUAUUCCAGCAUGGAUUGGACAAACAAUGCCAAGUCUUUGGAUUCUACGACUACGAUCAAAUUUGUUUGAUGGGAGCAUUCCGUUACAACUUUGCACUCUUUCCUCUCUUCACAUAUUGGAUCUUGCACAAAAUAAUCUGUCAGGAUCUAUUCCCUCUUGCGUUGGGAAUUUGAGUGCUAUGGCAUCUGAAAUUGAAACAUACAGAUAUGAGGCCGAAUUGACGGUGUUGACGAAAGGAAGGGAAGAUUCAUAUAGAAACAUUCUCUAUCUUGUGAAUAGCAUCGACCUGUCUAACAAUGGCCUAUCUGGAGAUGUGCCCGGAGGGCUAACAAAUCUUUCAAGAUUAGGCACCUUGAACUUGUCUAUGAACCAUUUGACAGGAAAAAUACCAGACAACAUUGGGAACUUAGAAUUGUUGGAAACUCUAGACCUCUCAAGAAACCAGCUUUCCGGUCCAAUUCCACCAGGUAUGGCUUCUUUGACUCUCAUGAAUCACUUGAACCUGUCGUAUAACAACCUGUCAGGUAGAAUUCCAUCAGGCAACCAGCUGCAAACCCUGGAUGAUCCAUCAAUAUACUGGGACAACCCUGCACUAUGUGGGCGUCCAAUAACCGCUAAGUGUCCUGGUGAUGAUGAUGGAACCCCCAAUCUUCCCAGUGGAGAUGAUGAAGAUGACGAUGAAGAUGGAGCUGAGGCUGAAAUGAAGUGGUUCUACAUGAGCAUGGGAACAGGAUUUGUGGUGGGGUUUUGGGGAGUUUGUGGCACCUUGGUAGUGAAGGAGUCAUGGAGGCAUGCCUAUUUUAGGCUUGUGAAUGACAUCAAAGAGUGGCUGCUUCUAGUUAUUCAGCUGAAUGUAGCCCGUCUCCAAAGGAAACUGAAUUUGGGAAAAAGCCAGCAUCAUACUGGAACAACCUUCUGAAAUUAAGUUCCUGAAAUGAAUGAAUGCUUUGAUGUAGCCUAGCAGUUCAGCUUCGUGUGCAACCUUCUGACAUUAUGUUCCAGAAAUAAAUGAAUGCUUCUAGAUAGUUUAGCACUUCAGCUUCAUGUACAACGUUCUGAAAUAUGAAGUUUUCCUUCCAAGUUUUUUUAA
Messenger RNA from Vitis riparia (riverbank grape), 7192 nucleotides. RefSeq names its product receptor-like protein EIX1. Gene Ontology annotation, molecular function: protein binding. The record is from RefSeq and is a predicted model, not a curated record. The transcript has 2 exons. NCBI's taxonomy places the organism in Eukaryota, Viridiplantae, Streptophyta, Magnoliopsida, Vitales, Vitaceae. Bases 4025 to 7021 code for a protein of 998 amino acids.